Molecule: messenger RNA, 1735 nt
Organism: Plectropomus leopardus (leopard coralgrouper)
Lineage: Eukaryota; Metazoa; Chordata; Actinopteri; Perciformes; Serranidae
Gene: llph
Product: LLP homolog, long-term synaptic facilitation factor
Biological process (GO): dendrite extension
Cellular component (GO): nucleolus
Molecular function (GO): RNA binding
Source: RefSeq, a predicted model, not a curated record
UCAUUGCGUCAUCGUUUUCCUCCGUCUUGUAAACACGUGCAGGGAGCUGAGUGUGAUCCUGUCUUUUCACGGAGGACAUUUAAACAGCUACAUUAGUUUUCUAACAACUUUAAAAUGGCAAAGAGCCUCCGGAGCAAAUGGAGGAGGAAGAUGCGUGCAGAGAAGAGGAAGAAAAAUGCUCCCAAAGAGCUGGCCCGUCUUAAACAAGCUCUGAGUCUGGAUAAGAAAGGAGAAGCGGCCAUGACUGACAUGCAGGAGAUCGCCACGGUGGUGCCCGCUGACAAGAUCAAGAAGCAGACAGAUGUGGAGAUGGGUGAGGUAGAGGGGGAUGAGGGGAAGAUGGACAUGGACAGCAAGCGCAACAAGAAAACUCUGCUGGAUGAGAACGGUCAGUACCCUGCGUGGAUGAGUCAGCGGCAAGCCAAGAAACUAAAAGGCAAACGGAUGGCAAAGAAAGGUGGCCAGGGCAAGAAGAAGAAGGGCAUCGCCUGGUGAACAACCGAAAGACUUUCGCUUUGCCUUAUGACAGACUUUUGACGCGGAAACACAGGAUGAUUUCAUGUGUUCGUUUGUACAUGAUAACUGUGGGAUUUGUGCUGUUGAAUCUUGUUCUGUUCAGUGGAUUAGAAGAGUUUAUGAAGUAAUUCACUGCAGGAAAGUUUUUGUUCUUAUGGAACAGCAGCUUCAUCUUCAUGUUGGGACAAGUUUUAAAAAAGCAAAAUAUGUCUGUGAUUCUCAUGUCUUCUCUGCUACAAUUUAAAUCUUUUCAUACUCUGAUAAAAAAAAUAAGAAUUUACAGAUCCGUGGCUUGUUUUGUUCACUUAAGUUGCAUACAGACUGGGCAAUAUGAUUCAAAUCAAUAAUACUGAUGUACCUGCAAAGCUUCAGGGGUUCAUCCGCCGAUCACAGACAGCAAUAACACCAGUUUGAGUCACACUUGGAACAUUUGAUGCAUGUCAUUCCUCAUUUUCCCCCCUCACUUUUUGCUAUCUCUUUUGUUAGAUUCGCCGAAUAAAUUGGAAUAUUUUUUCAGAUAUCUCUGCACAUAACCAAAGGAUGUAUGCAGAAACAAAUAAAAGAACUGGGUUUUACAUAAAAACACUUAAGUUGUAAAACAUCUUCAUUAAUUGAUUAUUUUUACCCAUUUUAACCUCACUUUGAAUCAUUAAUUUGGGGAGCAGAAUUAUGUUAAGAAUAACACAAUAGAUCAUAAUACAAUAAUAUACAUUUCCAGAGAAAAUAUGAUAAACAACAGCCCUGACAUUACUGUGAAGUGUCACUUUUGAAAAAUGGACCAAUAAAAGUUGUCUUAAAAACACAAAAAAAGCCUGCCUGUAGAAUAUUUUAUUAACUCCACUCAGUUCAUUGCAGAUAAAAGACCUACCUGCUCUCCACUGAUGUGGUCAUACUGUCAGAUACUCACUGCCACAGACAUUAACUAAGAUGAAACUAUGGAAGUUAGCUGAUCAGGAGCCAUUUAGGCACACAUUUCCUCUGAUUUAUUCUAUAAAUACAGUGCUAAAAUUAAUUCCCUCGAUGGAUUUCAAAGGCUUAAGGCAAGAUUUAAGUCUUUUUAAAUGUCAUUUACUAAGGUUUCGGGACAAUUUUGCCCCAAUUUUUAUCAUUACAUAAUUACAGUAUACAUAGCGGAGACAAAGGAGGACAGAACUUGGAAACACCUGACGUUUGUUGGCGAGUUUUCUGGGUGAUAUUGUGUUUCUCACUCUGCCUCCCA